Molecule: messenger RNA, 1587 nt
Organism: Cebus imitator (Panamanian white-faced capuchin)
Lineage: Eukaryota; Metazoa; Chordata; Mammalia; Primates; Cebidae
Product: putative protein FAM47D
Exons: 2
Coding region: 1-1587 (528 amino acids)
Source: RefSeq, a predicted model, not a curated record
AUGGGGGACCAGAGGCCGCAGGACCGGCCGAGGUCCCCGGGCAUGGACUCCACUCCCCGGUAUUGUGACAAACGGCCUUCCAAGUGCUUCGCGGAGCGCAAGCACAGGCGCAUGAAGUUGCCCCCCAUAGACACCGAGAACUGGAUAUUUGUGAAGGAGGGCAUGGACGACUUCCGCUACGGCUGUCCGUCUCCCGAGGAUAUGCUCAUUUGUCGCCGGGACGACUUCUUACUCCCCAAAAUCUCUAGCAGAAGUCCGCAUGCUGACCCACAAAGCAGGCAGAAAAAGCUACUCAAGAAAGCGGCCCUAUUUUCCAAACUGUCGCCAGCCCAGCUAGCACGGAAGGCGUUCGUAGAGGAAGUGGAAGGCCAGCUGAUGGCUGAGCAUUCCUUGGCCAUGGACCCCGAUGUGGCAGAAGAUAUGCCUCCAGAUCUCCUACGACAGGUGCUGAAAGUGCUGGAUCCUGAGAGGAAGCUGAAGGACGUAUGGGCUCGUUGUGAGGCCCGGGUGAAGGCAAGCGAGAAACCCACCCAGUCUGAUAAAUACCUUUCUGCAGAAGUCAUCCAGCAGCUUCCCGAGGUUUUCCUGCUUCCCGAGAUUCACUUAUCGAAUCUCCGCGUAGAGUCUCUCAAGACUCGUCGGGGGUCCCGUGUCCGCCCGGGGCAUCCGAAGACUCGUCGGGUGUCCCGUCUCCGCUCCGAGCAUCUGAAGACUCGUCUGGGGUCCCGUCUCCACCCGGAGCCUCCCAAGACUCGUCGGACGUCCAUUCUCCACCCGGAACCCCCCAAGACUCAUCGGGGGUCCAGUCUCCACCCAGAGCCUCCCAAGACUCGUCGCGGGUCCAGUCUCCGUCCAGAGCCUCCCAAGACUGAAGUGUCUCAUCUCCACCCAGAGCCUCCCAAAGCUCCAGUGUCCCAACAAUUAUCGGAGCCUCCCAAGAUUCGAGCGUCCUUUCUAAAAGCACUGUUUCCAGAAGAUACACCAAGCACAAGGAAGGAUUCUCUUAAAUUUAGAUACACAUCAGAAAAACUCCGUGACUUCUUCAAGUGGACUGAAGAAAUGGGAGCUGAUGAAGAAUCCAUCAGGGAUCUCUUCGACUUUACUCCCAAGUGCAAACCAACCUAUGACGACCAACAGAUAAAGAAGAUAAACAAGUGGUCCUCAGAGCUGCAGUACAACAUAGAGCUAGAUGAAAUGGAUGAGGUCAAAUUACUAUCAAAGGAAAAAUUCUGGAGGAGAACAUCGCAGACAGCACCAAAUUCUUAUACUGCGCAACCUGUGAAGAUGAGGUAUGGAGCGUGGUACCUCAAGCCUAAGCUGUGGAGAAAGCUAAGAAGUGAUGAACCUUUGAUUGACCCCAAGCUGUUACUGAAAAAGCCUCAUAAACCCGACAUUCUUGACGAACUUUACGGACCGAUCGCCUUUAAGGAUUUCAUUCUAAGCAAGGGCUACAAAAUGCCUGGCGUCAUUGAAAAGCUGUUUACCAGGAUGGGAUGGAAAUAUGACACUGUUAAGACUCCUAUGGAACGUGUAACAAAAUAUUUCAAGUACAAGCCAGAGGACACAAAUGUAUCGGAAGAAAAUUAG